Messenger RNA from Uloborus diversus, 1455 nucleotides. Its product is annotated as beta-1 adrenergic receptor-like. Gene Ontology annotation, cellular component: membrane. Gene Ontology annotation, molecular function: G protein-coupled receptor activity. Gene Ontology annotation, biological process: G protein-coupled receptor signaling pathway. The record is from RefSeq and is a predicted model, not a curated record. Lineage: Eukaryota; Metazoa; Arthropoda; Arachnida; Araneae; Uloboridae.
AUGAAUUCUUCAGAAUUCAACAGCACCUAUGGAAACGAAACGCGGCAUAUAAUUCCAUCUUCGAAGCAAUUCAUCUUGAUUGAUGAUAUUUAUUUGUUCUAUGGUUAUUCGGUAGUCGUUCCUAUGUCUAUCAUCAUCAUCCUCAUCAUCAUACUCGCCAUCGGUGGCAACAUCAUGGUCAUCAUCACAAUUCUUCGCCAUAGAGGAAUGCGAACUAGGACUAACAUGUUCAUCGUGAACUUGGCUGUAGCAGACAUACUGGUUGCGGCAAUGGACAUGCCAGUGUCUUUAAUAACUAUCCUGAAAGGACGUUGGGUGUUUGGAUACCCUCUGUGUCAACUAAAUGGGUUCACCAUGGCCCUGUUUCUCAUAUGCUCCAUACAUACGCUCAUGUACAUUUCUGUGCAUAAAUAUAUUUCAAUUACAAGGCCAUUUUCUAGAGCCAUGACUCCAAAGCGGAUAAAAAUUAUGAUAGCGGCUUCAUGGAUGUGGGCCAUGUUUUGUGCCAUAGGACCCUUGAUUGGGUGGAACAAAAACGAAUACAAAAUGGUGAGUAAAUUUCGGGGGGCUAGUCAAUGUGGGCCAGCCAUUCCAAUGGGCCUCAAGGAGAAGUCCCAUUCUGCGCUGAUAACCAUCAGCAACUACCUGAUUCCCCUGGCCAUCAUGAUCUUUUGCUACUCCCGGAUUUUUCGCGAAAUCCACGUGCACAUGAAACGGAUACGCAAGACGUCCAACAUCGACCUGGAGAACUCAGUGGCCCAGCAGAAGAAGGUGGCCAUCACGCUAUUCUGGGUCCUGGCGUGCUUUCUGCUCUGCUGGACACCUUUUGUGCUUUAUUCGAACGCGGCUGUUUUCAUCAAAGACAAGAGUAAAUUGCCCCCUAUACUCAAUCCUCUGGCGUACUGGUGUGGGUAUCUUAACUCUGCUUGCAACCCUAUCAUCUACGCCUUUAGAAGUCCAUCUUUCAGAAAAGGAUACAAGGAAAUCAUGUGUGGAACUCCAGAGCAUAACCUCAGUACGGAGUUUGUGCUUCGCAUUCAAGUCACCGAAGAGGAUGAAGUUUUCAGUGUUUUUGGUGAUUUUGUCGAGAUCAGCGAUGGUGGGGGUUUUGAGGGGGGGAAUAUAAGCAGAGCAAAUGUUGACCUUAGAGUUGUUUAUGGAGAUGGUGAUAGUCGUGUUUUCAAAGCUGGGGGUGUCAAUAGUAUUGAUGUUGUGAUUAAGGCUAUGACGAAUAAAAAUGAGGGUGCCUCCACCUUGGCCUAUGAGGCGAUCGUUGCGUUGGCAGACGUAAUUUGGAAUGGUGGCGCGAGUACCAGCCUUGAGAUGGGUUUCCUGGACAAGAAUAAUGUCCGGUUCAUAGUCGGCAGCGAAAUCACGAAGCUCGCUAAUUUUGGAAGAUAUGCCAUUGGCAUUCCAGGAAACCAAACGCAGGCUGUUACUCGCGGCCAUUAUUGA